This is a messenger RNA of Penaeus vannamei (Pacific white shrimp), 2190 nucleotides long. Its product is annotated as musculin. Gene Ontology annotation, biological process: axon development; sensory organ development; positive regulation of transcription by RNA polymerase II. The record is from RefSeq and is a predicted model, not a curated record. NCBI's taxonomy places the organism in Eukaryota, Metazoa, Arthropoda, Malacostraca, Decapoda, Penaeidae. Gene Ontology annotation, molecular function: E-box binding; protein dimerization activity; DNA-binding transcription factor activity, RNA polymerase II-specific. Gene Ontology annotation, cellular component: nucleus.
CGUCUGGCGCCGAGGGAAGACGUGCGUUGCAGACGUCUCUUUCGCUCUCUAAAUUCACGCGCUUUCUCGUCCUCUUCCUUGCCCGCUUGUGUUCGUCGGUGGUGCGCAGUUCGGGACGUUCCUCGCCGAUGGACCUGUUGCAGUAGAGACGGAAAAUCUGUUUUGCAUUAUUUUGUGAUCGAUAGUCCGUUACAAAACGAAGGAAACUUAGCUGAAAGAACUUUUGCAAAAGGACUCAGUGAGAAGUAUUCGACGGACACGAGUUUGAUUUUCGGUUUUGAACGAGCGACGCUUCGUUAUGGCGAAGUCGGAAGAGUCGGUGCCGACGGCCGAGAGUGCGAGGCAGGCGGUCGACGACAACAACAACACAGAUAACAACAACAACACCGACGACCACCAGGACAGCGACGCUCACGACGACGUGAAGACGGACGCGGCGUCCAGCGGGAAGUACCAGCUGCGGCCGCGGUCGGUUCACGCCCGGCGCCUCUGCGACAGCGACUGGGGCUUCGGGGAGAGCCUGCGACACAAGCCGCGUGCGGCGCCGCUGUCCAGGUACCGCAGGAAGACCGCCAACGCCCGGGAGCGCUACCGCAUGCGGCAGAUCAACACCGCCUUCGAGAGCCUUCGCGGCGUGUUGCCGUCGUGGGUGUGCAGUCGCCGCGCCGCCUCCGACAUGACCAAGAUCGCCACGCUGAGACUCGCCUCCGCCUACAUCCGGUCCCUGCAGGACAUCCUGGACGGCAGCGCCCCGCAGGACACGUGCUCGUGGGUCCUGUCCACCAUCCUGGACGGCCCCAACCGCUGCCCGAAGGAGGCCCAGCUCUCCAAGACGUCCCAGCUGACCGCGGGGGACUCGCAGCUGCAGUCCGACUACGAGCUGGCCACUCUCCUGGCCAGCUCGGAGGCGCAGGUGUUCCAAGACAACCUGGACACCUUCGCCUACCUGAGCCCGGCGUGCGAGGGGGAGUCCGUGGCGCUCCUGCUGGGGCCCGACCCCCCCACCUCGCGGGCCUGGGGCGAGGGCCACUAUCCGCCCACUCCGCUGGUGACCUGAUGGCCGGAGGUCACAGGUCGCCGAGCCCUUCCUCAUUCUCCCGUGUAUCCUGUAGCACUGGUCUCUGCCAAGUCUCACUGUAGGUCACGUGAUGUCACAGUCUUCACUGCUCGCUUCCUCCCGUAGGUAAUGCUUUCGACUUGGUGACUGACUGACCCAGGUCGUGAACCUCUUAUCAGCCCCCGUCACCGCUGCCCCGACUUCCGAAACAAAGCCUGGUCCUGCUGAUGAACACAGGUUGCUCUCUCACGGCCCUGUGGUGAUAACGCUAUCUCCUCUCUCCCCAGCAUGACCUGACGAGCACUAAUUUCAGGUCACUUCACAUUCUCCGUUUUCUUCAGUGUAACUCCUUGACAAAUGAGGUGACCUGAUCUUCGAAGACCCUACUUCUCGUGACCUGGUAUAACCUGACAGAAUUCCCAUUAAAAUAAGUCUUUUAUACUGUGAUGAGAACAGGUGAAACAUCUGGUCUUGAUGUGAUGAAAUGUAAUUACUUAGAGCCCUGUUUGGAAAUUGAAAAUAUCUGAUAAUAAGUAUAUGAUUAUUUAUUUUAGUUUAAAACAAAGAGUAUUAGAUGUUUAUUAGUUAGAAAAGACAAAUAUAUUCAAAACUAUAUACAUAGUUUAAGGAAUUCAAUUUCAUUAUCGAAUUCAUUUGGUAAUGGUUUGCUCAGUUUCAAUUUUAUUGGCACUUUGAUAUGAAAUAUUGUGAUUUUGUUUAAUAUCUUAUUUAAUGCAAUUUUUUAUAUGAUCACUGAUUAUUGAUUAGGGUUAAUGAUUGUAACACAUUAUACUUAUUGUUAAUAUUCAAAUGGUGAAAUGACUGGAAUAUAUUCAUGUAUUAUAAGCAUGAUUUUAUCCAAACUGUUGUAAUUUUUAUAUCACAGAACACAUGUUUCUCCGCAUUUAGUCGACGGUUUGUUCAAACUUUUAUUUAUAUGGGAUAAUUAUGUUGAUUAUUUUGUCUCAUUUAUUAUUUGUAAGAUGACUGUAGGGAUGAAUAAGCUGAGACGAAGAAAAACAAAACAAAAAUAAAAAUGUUAACUUCAGACAUUCAUCUUGACAGAUGUGCAUACACACACGCACACACACAACACACACACACACACACGCACACGCACACACAAAACACAC